Molecule: messenger RNA, 840 nt
Organism: Entrophospora candida
Lineage: Eukaryota; Fungi; Glomeromycota; Glomeromycetes; Entrophosporales; Entrophosporaceae
Source: the annotation of a GenBank genome assembly
AUGAAUCUACGAACAAAUUCACCGUAUGAAGCAUUUAAUGAUUUAGCAACUGUUCUUUGGAUAAUAUUUUGUGCAUCAUAUUUGCUUACAUUCUAUGAUGAUACACGUAGAGUGUUUCGUACUUCACAAGUUUGGGCAAGAGUAAGGAAUGGAGUCGGGGAAAAAAUGGCAAUGUUGGGAGAUGGUUGGGGAGAUUUCUUUCAAAAAUGUUUUGAUCAAUGGGAUGAUGUUGAUGGAAAUAAAAAUGGUCAUCUUGGACAUUGGGAGGGUUGGUUGAAAGGUACAAUGUUUAAUUUUAUGACAAUAGUUACAGGUCAAGGUGUUAAUGAUAAAUUUAAACAAUCAGCUCCAACUUUUCGAUCUCAAUUUAGCAAUACAAAAAAUACUACUACUAACAACAAUACUACUAGAAAUGGUGAUAAAAAAAUUCUUCAAGAUGUCAUGAUGGGCAAGAAAUCACAUGGAUUUAAUCGGUUUGCUUUUUUUGGUGAUAGUCUUAUAAAUUUUCAUGUAACAAAUUAUAUUUUCAAAAAGUUUCCAUAUUUUAAUAAUGGACAAUUAUCGGUUUGUAAAGCAUUGCUGGUGCAAAGUAAACAAUUGAAAUUUUUUGCGAUUGAAUGGGAAUUAGACAAAUUGGCAAAUAUUGAAGGACCAAUUAAAUUAAACCUUAAAGAAAAUAUAAGACCUUACAGUGAAUGCUUGGAAGCAUAUAUUGGUGGAUAUUAUUUAGAUUUGUGUGAGAGAAAGGGUGAUGAUGAAGCAGAAUUGAAAGUGAAAGAAUUAUGCAUUGACAUAGUAGAACAAACUAUUGAUUCUAUGAUUAAAACGUGGAAAGUAUAA